Meloidogyne enterolobii is the source of this 825-nucleotide messenger RNA. NCBI's taxonomy places the organism in Eukaryota, Metazoa, Nematoda, Chromadorea, Rhabditida, Meloidogynidae. The record is from the annotation of a GenBank genome assembly.
AUGCCAUCAAACAAAAAUAGCAACAAAAAUGCCAGCCUUCCCCAAAUAUCCAUUUUUCUCCUUAUUUUAAAUUUUUUAAUUUUUUCCUCUAUUUUUCCCCUUCUAAAAGCUAAUAGACAAACAAAAAUGGCAGAUUGGCUUUCCAACAAAAAUGUUUUUAAUAAUGAGGAAGCUGAUAAUGUUGAGGAACCCCCUUCCAACCCUUCCACCAACUCCUUUAUUGAAGACUUUAUUAAACCCAUUAUUGGCCCCAUUCGUUCCGCUGCUAUCCCUUCACGUCCAAAUAUUCUUGUUUUGAUGGUGGAUGAUUUAGGCUAUGGGGACCUACAAAGUUAUGGCAACCCAACACAAGAAUGGACACCUGUGGAUGAUUUAAUGGCCGAGGGUGUUAGGUUUACUAAUGCUUAUGCAGCUGAUUCUAUGUGUAGUCCGAGUAGAGCUGGGUUUAUGACUGGCCGUCUCCCCAUCCGUCUAGGAAUUGUUGGCGGCAAUCGUGUUUUCCUAGUCACAGACACAGGUGGCCUUCCCAAAGACGAACCAACAAUGGCUGAAAUGUUAAAAUUAAAUGGUUACCAGACGGGAAUGGUUGGAAAAUGGCAUUUGGGGAUUAAUGCUUUUAAUCAUUCUGAUGGUACUUAUUUACCUGGAAGGAGAGGAUUUGACUUUGUUGGAUUAAAUUUGCCUUUUACAAACAACUGGGAGUGUGACGAAACUAAAGAUUAUUUUACUAGUGGGCCUAACCCGCUGAAAUGUUUUUUGUACAGUGGAGAUAAGGUGAGGAAGAGGGGGAUUGGUGUUGAGGGUUACGGUAUUCUCUCUGUUUAA